Molecule: messenger RNA, 945 nt
Organism: Suncus etruscus (white-toothed pygmy shrew)
Lineage: Eukaryota; Metazoa; Chordata; Mammalia; Eulipotyphla; Soricidae
Product: olfactory receptor 52R1
Exons: 1
Coding region: 1-945 (314 amino acids)
Biological process (GO): G protein-coupled receptor signaling pathway
Cellular component (GO): membrane
Molecular function (GO): G protein-coupled receptor activity; olfactory receptor activity
Source: RefSeq, a predicted model, not a curated record
AUGCUGACUUCUAGGAACAGCUCUUCUCAUUCUACGUACUUCAUUCUGCUUGGUAUCCCAGGACUCGAGGAUUCUCAGUUUUGGAUUGCCUUUGUGUUCUGUGCCAUGUAUAUUGUGGCUGUAGUUGGCAAUAUCACUGUAGUUCAUAUCAUUCGAAUUGACCACACUCUGCAUGAACCCAUGUACCUCUUUCUGGCCAUGCUGGCUCUCACUGAUCUGGUCCUCUCCACUUCUACACAACCUAAAAUGCUUGCUAUAUUUUGGUUUCAUGAUCACAAGAUAGAAUAUCAUGCUUGCCUCAUUCAAGUGUUCUUCAUUCAUGCCUUUUCUUCUGUGGAAUCUGGGGUUCUCAUGGCUAUGGCUUUAGACCGUUAUGUGGCCAUCUGCUUCCCACUGCGUCACUCUAGUAUCCUGACUCCGUCUGUGGUGGGAAAACUGGGGGCAGCAGUGAUGAUUCGGGGAUUGCUGUGGGUGAGCCCUUUCUGCUUCAUGAUCUCCAAAAUGCCAUUUUGUUCCAACCAGAUUAUUCCUCAGUCAUACUGUGAACACAUGGCUGUGCUAAAGCUGAUAUGUGCUGAUACUAGAGUAAAUCGUGCCUAUGGACUCUUUGUAGCUUUCUCUGUGGUGGGCUUUGAUAUGAUAAUCAUCAGUAUAUCUUAUGCGAUGAUUCUAAGAACAGUGCUGGCCUUGCCUUCUGGGGAAGCCAGAGUUAAAGCGUUUAGUACAUGUGCUUCCCACAUCUGUGUUAUCUUGGCUUUUUAUGUCCCAGCUCUCUUCACUUUCCUUACACACCGCUUUGGACAUCACGUGCCCCGGGUGGUUCACAUCAUGUUGGCUAUUCUCUAUCUACUGGUACCUCCUAUGCUCAACCCCAUUAUCUAUGGGAUUAAAACUAAACAGAUCAGAGAAAGAGUAAUUCAAGGAUUUUGUGGGAAAGGCCAGUGA